This is a messenger RNA of Xyrichtys novacula (pearly razorfish), 23668 nucleotides long. NCBI's taxonomy places the organism in Eukaryota, Metazoa, Chordata, Actinopteri, Labriformes, Labridae. The record is from the annotation of a GenBank genome assembly.
AGGUGGAGUGGAAUCGGUAUCCAGGCAGCUGCUUUCGGUCUCUUCCGCUGUGAGAGCUAAGCUAGCUAGUAAACAACGCUAAACAUCCCCGGUGGUGUAUCGGAGAAUGUAAUGACUGAACCCGCUGUUAUUUUUUCGUAAAGUCUCGGAUUUUCGUCAGGGUUCUGCUUUUUGUUCCCGCUACAUGUCUUGUGUUCCAGUUCAGGAUCGUCUCUGCAAAAGGCUGGUACAUUACUGAGGGACACCGAUGCUGCCGAAAUGAGCUAACCUUUCAUCUGUCCUCAGAGACAAAAGCCACAUUUUCACUGAGAGCUGAGGUAAGAGUGAACCCAUCGAGGACAGUUCUCAUUUGGUUUAGUGGGAAAAACAAUACGGCUUGUACCGAUAUGAUUGUUUUAGACUAACUGCCAUAAGGAUUUGCUUGUGUGGGUGAGGGUUUAAUUCACAGACGAGAGUCCAGCUGACAGACAGUUAAAUCUCUGCUCAGGGAUGUGAGUUAUUCCACCGUCUGGAAAAAUACCAACUUGAGUGCAAGUGUAUGUGCUUUGACGUCUUAAUACUGUUGGUAUCAUAUACUCGAAAAAUAUAACUUAAAAUAUAAGCUGUUGUCAUCUAAUUCAGGAAUGAUAAUCACUCAGUAACAGUGCUGCUCCCAAAUCCUACACUUGCAGUGUCCCAAAAUAAAUUUGGAUGGUUGUGAAUGCUUACUUUAAGACAUGUUAGUUAGCAUUUCAAACAAGAAAAAGAAAGAAAUAAGAUUUUACUUAACAAAGCCUGACUUUUUUUAAUGACUAGACAUAAUGUACCUCUAUUUUCUGUUCAUUGUCCAAAGAGUCAAAUAAAUGCAUUACAGAAGAUAACUGGAAUCAAAAUAUAAGAAUGAGGCUUUUGGAAAGUGCACUAGUCUAACUACUUUGGAGUUAAGAUUUUAUAGUCAGGAUAGAUAUAGUUUACAAUCUGGCAGUUGUGUUUUGUAAAACAUGCAGAGCAACAAAAAGACAGAGGAACUUUAGGAGCUAAUGUCGGUACACCUCCAUGAAUGCCUAAUUGCUUCACUUCGUUAAUAGUAUAAGAUAAUAAGAACUUUAUUUACACCAAGGGGAAAUUCGAUGCAUAUUAGGAAUGAGGAUAAGACUAACUUUAUUGAUCCCCAAAGGGAAAUUCAAUUGUCUGUUGUCUCAUUUGUCAUGUCUCUAAAAGUCAGCGAAUAUUUACAGAAGAGUUGUGAAGUCUGUUGGCUGUGGGUACAAAAGAUCUUCUGAGAGAGGAGCCGUCCACCACCAUUGGCCCUUUGGGCCAUUAUUGCACUUUAUCUAACAUUGCAGAUUAUUUCCAAAUCUUGCAGGCUUAGACUGUGCGUGCUAUUUACCAUGUGCACUUGUAAUUCAGUAAGACAACAAAUACAAACUACCAUCUAUAUGUACAGGGCUUGAAGACCUCCGACACGGUGCCAGAAAUCCGGCUCGGAAUUUUUUUUUUUUCUAAAUCAUGUCAAAGAAUAAAAGAAAAGAAAAAAUAAAUCCUAGUUAGUUAGAUCUGAAUAUGACCGGUAGAGGACAGCAUUAGGCUGGAUAGUGUACAUCCUGCCGGAGAAGAAGAAGCAGAAGAAGAAAAAGAAGCAUCAGUGAGUGGCGAACAGCAAAUUUUAAACGAUGGAUGCCAGGUAUAUCCAUCAAGGAGAAGAAAUGGCGAUAUUGGAAGCUGGGCUUGGGCAGAAGAGGCUGGAAAAGAUGGAAAGCCUCAUGGUAGCUGGUGCCGCAAACUGAAAGAGCCAGGUUCUUGUUUUUGUGUGUCGAACAUCAAAAAGCUCAUAAAUGGCAGCAGUGGGAAAAAGUUCGGUAAAGUUGGUGAGAUAUUCACAGAUUCAGACUUCCGGGAUCAACAACUCUGAGACAAAACGUUGUCUACACAAAUGAUGCCUCUGUCAUGUGAUAAUAGCACAGACUACAGACUACUAACUACAAGAAUCAAAAACCAAUUUUUUUUCUGCUUCAAGCCCUAUAUAUAUAUAUAUAUAUAUAUAUAUAUGUGCGUGUGUGUGUGUGCGUGUGUGUGUGUGUGUGUGUGUGUGUGUGUGUGUGUGUGUGUGUGUGUGUGUGUAUACAUACAUCAGAUGGAAGUAAAACCUUGUUUGAUUUUUAAACACUUAUCUGCAAAUGAAUGCAGAUCAGAAGCAGUGUUGGUGUGUUCUCUUAGCUCUUUACCUGUGUCUACAGUUGAAGAGGGUAAUGACCAGUGAACAGAAGGGAAAAUUCCCAGAAUAUCUGCUGACUGCUUUGAAUGGCCCCAAAUAUUGGAAGUCACCUUCAAACAGUCGUCAGACUGUGCUGAUAAGUUCUGGAUGACUGGAAAACAUUGGUGUAAAUUGAUGUGAAAGUGGUCAUAGCUUGUUCUCCUCGUCACAUAUGAUUUGAUAUUAGUCGGUUUGGUUGUUUCCCCUGCCUUCUGUCAUAUCUGCCGAGUGUGGAGACGUUCAGCAGGGCCUCGUGUUCUGCUCCAGGAGCUCUCCCCAUUAUUCUCUCACUUUGAUCUGCAUUUCUGCUCUUGUCUUUGGGAAUAAUUCAAAGCAAUCCUUUGCAACUUUUCACAAAACCGAAACGCUGACUUAUGCAGGAAAAGAUGAGUCUGGAUAACCCUCUGUGAAUACUUUUGCAUUUUCAGGGGCAAAAUAUGCUUGCGGUCGUGACUCUAAAGAAUUGAUUUUCAUGUAUUUCCGCAUCCACUGAAUGCCGCAUGGAAACAACCCACAUGGCAGUGUCACAGUGGAAGAACUCGCACACUAAAUGGGCUGCUAGAUGUUGUUAAAAACACCGUAAGAAUCAGAGUAUCAAAACAUAAGACACUAAGGUGGUCAUUAAUAUCUCUAUGAUGUUAACAAACUAUAGAAUGGGUUUUGAGAUGCUUUGAAUCCACAGUCCUGUGUGACUAAUACACAGUAGCAUUUCUGUGAUAAUGACCUCAAUAAGGAACUAAAGGAGGUUUAUCUCAUUUCAGCGAGUGGUCAUCUUGGGCAGAGUCAGUCUGUGAUUGAAUGAGUGCUUUUUAGUUUAUGAGGUUUAUGUUUUAUUUUUCAAAGUCAUACUUGUGACUUUAUUGGACAGGUGGAUUGAGCAGAAGAGUGUGUGGUGAGAUGCAGGAAAAGAUAUGGACACCAAACUUUGUAACUUAGUAUUUUUGUCUUGUGGAUGUGGAAAAGCAUGAUACCCCCAUUUAAAUAAAGUCAGAAGUUUAACAAGCUGGAACAAGACCAAGCAUUACCUCACGCUCCUUUAGGUGUGCUUUUCACAGAGUUACCCCUGGCUGGACAAAGUAAAACACCAGUGCAGAGAGAUUUGGUGGUUAGUUUGGCAAACACAGGUUAGAUAACUUUCCUACCACAUCACUGCUUCCUUAAAAAGAAACUAUUCUCAGCUUAUAUAGUGCUUAGACUCUUAUGUGCCUGUAUCUGUUACAGAUUCAUUAUUGUGCAGGCACGGGACCAAAAUCUUGAUCAAGUUAAAACUCCAUAAAAAAGUUAUGAAGCACUUCAAUGCAUAUGAUAGUGAAGUGGUUUCUUUGAUAGUCCCAGAGCUUUAGUGAAUGAUAUUCUUGUGAAGUUAUCAUCCAGUGAGAAGGUUUGCAGGUGUUUAGGCACAAACACACUAUCCACAGAUUCAGGUUUCUAACAGACUCAAUAUUUUAUUUAGCCUGUCUGAGGUGGCAAGAUGAAAAGGAGAAGCCACUUUUAUGAGGCUUCGGAUCUGUUUAGGCUCAUCUGUGAAGAUUGAUUUCUUUAUUUUGUGAUGUGUGGUUAUCGAUUUACACCUCAGAAACCCCACCUUGCCCUUGUGGUUCAACUCACACUUUGCAGCAUUAAUUCAAACUUACAGCACUUUUUCCAAGUCCUGGUCCAUAGCUUCCAGAGAGAAGUGUUUUUCAUUUUGCCAGGACUUUUUAAGCCUUACUCACAGACAGGGCUGUGAAGAGAGUGGAGAACUGGAGUGAGAGGGUGGGGAAUGACAUGGUAGAGGGGGCUGCAGUUUAGAAUCAAACCAGUGCUGUCCAGUUCAGCUCCCAGCUUGUAAAUCUCACCAAAGGGUGUAGAGGAGAUAUAAUUGUUUAGGUGUAAGUCCUUCAGUAACUUUUUUUCAAGGAUUUUAAUUCUGCGGGUGAUCAGAUAAAAGUCAGAUACAGCAUUUAUAUCAAAGGUUUCUUUUGAUACCUGUGUUGUUGUAAGGUUUAACAACUCUCAUGCCUUUCUUGUGCAGGGCUCAGUGAAAACAUCAGUAUAGAUAGUUUGUUUAAAAUUCAGGUUCUUAGGACUCACUUUUAGCUUUGAAGGGUGUUUGGAGCAGCUCUAUUGGGUGUAUUUCCAUACUUAAUAAUCAUGGUAUUAUGGCUGAUAGCGGCUAUGUAGCUUGGCAGUCAUCACAUACAAAUAUAUCAGACAGCUAGUUACCAAAGUUUAAUCUAUUUUCUUCCACAUAUCUGGGUCACGUGGGCAUCAGUUGACCCAGACCUCCACCUCCCCCUUAGUGUUGUACAGCUCCUCGUGUAAGAUGCUGAGGCAGUCCUCUGCCAUAUGGUAUAAAUUAGGGAUGUGCGCGGUUAUCCGGAUAUUCGUGUAAACAGGGCUGUCCUUACUAUCCGUCAAGUAAAUAAUAUUCGUUUAUUCUAUUAAAAAAAAAAAAAAGAAAAGGGGAAAAAAAGAAAAAUUUCGUUUUAAUUACGUUUUUACCGUCAUGUCUUAAUAAAAGUGUGCAUUAAACAAGCUAAAAUGUGUGGAUCAUUUGCGUGCGACUCUUUCUGCCUGGCUUGCUGCUCUGGGCUCGCAGCGCUAGCCUGCAUGGCAUCGUGGGUUAACUUCCCCAGAGUGAAUCAACACAUGCGAUCAGCCAGAGUGAUGUCGGUGAGAAAAAAGAGCAAAGUUUGGGAGUAUUUUGAUUUAGAUAAAGAUGGCACACAAGUGUCAUGCAGAUUGUGUCUAGCUAAACUAUCAUAUAAAAAUUCUACUGGGUCGCUGAGAAAUCACAUGACGUGCAAACACCUUGACGUAAAUCUUAAUGAAGGAGUGAGCCAGAGCACAACAAUCCCACAUUCCCACUCUUGGAUAAAUGUUAUUCAAACUUAACAAAGCUGUCAGAGAUGUUGAAAAUAAAUGUUGUUGAAUGUGAUUUUGUCUGACUCUAAAGACUCUUCAAUUUGUGCUUAUGGUGUGAGGCAGGCUGAUGUCGCAGCAGGCUGCUUGGCUUGAGCGCAGCAGAGCGGAGCUUAAUUGCUUUGAUCUUUCACGUACUUGAUGUCAUUCUCCAGCGCUAAAAUAAGAUUUUGUAACAUAUUUUAAUAUUGUAAGCAUGGCUUUCAUGUACUCUUAACUUUUAUUGCAGAUGAUAUCUGGCCAUAUAGAUCGACAUGUGCUCAAUUUGGGCUAUUUUCUGGAAGUUAAUUUUCGUGUAUUCGAAUAUUCGGUUUCAAAAUGGUCGUCUAAACGUCAGUGAAAUUAACCGCUGGGAACAUCCCUAGUAUAAAUUAACAAUACCUCCAGCCGAACCCUGGGCCAACCCAAGUAAACAAUUCUAAAUCAGGGAAAAAGGGAGGUAGAAUAAAAGUUCUGGUUGGCGAAAGUGUCUUUCUGCUGGCAGGGUUCUCCAGGUGCAGUAAAUCAGUCUGUGAGCUCUGACCCUCUCAGCACUUUUCAUGCUGCUAAAGGUGAUAGCAGCUUAUUUUGACUUUGUUAAAGGGAUACCAUGAGGUAAUGCUCGUAAAUUUUCUUCCUUGAGCUGUGAAACUCUGCCACACUUGGUGAUCCCUCCAACUAUUGUUAUUUAGCAUCAAUUUUUAAAAGCCAAUUGUUUAUAAAACUUCUAAUUGCGCCUACUUGAUGCCAAUGAACAAAUCAGUGUGGCUAUAUAAAGUGGGAUAAAAAAAGUAGACUCAUAAUAUUUGUGUCCUCUCAUGCGUUUCAUGUGCCCCCUAUAGACCAAGGUCUGGUGACGGGUCUGCAUGGAGUAUAGAUGCUGUGAAGUGAUGUAUUGGUUUGCCCACUGCUGUUUGCUUGCAAGCUUUAUGAUUACUAUUAGCAUUCUGUGGAGCUGUGCACCAGAAAGAGAAAAAAUGUCUUACCUAAGGUUCUUCUUCAGGGACAUGCACUGUUUAUUAGUGCCUCAUAAAAAGCUUCUCAGGGGCCACUACCUUAUGGACAUACUGUUCAACAAGGUGCUCCAGAUAACUAGAUGGGGAGGCACUGGUUACCUAGGUAACCAGGAAUAAUCAAUGCUAGUCAGGUAACCCUUACAGAGACAGAAAGGCCCAAUGUUGGGACGUUUCUUUUUGCAUCAGCAAUAAAAUAACAGGAUUCAUGCUGCACCUCCUCUGGCUGUGUAUGCAUCUGUGAAUCAAAACUAUAACCUAACCCUAAUUUGUUUUAUUAUUUUAACUCAACAUACAUGUUCACUAAUGUUCCAAAUAUUUCAUACGUUGAUUGAGUAUGAGACAGAUAUGUUCAAAUAAAUUGUACAGCUGUAAUCACACUACCAAGAUGCCACAAAACUGGAGUAUCAUGACUUCAGGUUGUCGUACCACCUUAAUCUCAUACUUGCCUAUGCCUGCUUGCAACCUCUCCAAAGAGAGGCAUUCCAUCAAGUGGCUGAACCACCUCAGUGGACUCCUUUGAACAUGAAGAGUAACGGUUCUACUCUUAGGCUUUUACCAGAUGUUCCAGCUCCAGGCCCUGUCUGUGAGACUGAGCCCAUCUACUCUCUACAGGACUCUCAUUUCAGCUGCUUCUAUCCAUGAUGUCAUUCUUUUGAUGGAUACCCAGAGCUUAUGAACAUACUGUAGGUGAGGGCUGGUAGCCUGGCCGGGCCAUCCUGUUGCGUGAAUCACUUGAUGUUCCUUCCCACCACAGUCUGGACUUCGGCCCAUAGAGAGUGUGUAUUCCCGAUCAGAAAAUAACUGGGCCAAUCAGAGAGCGUGUUUCCACUGUUACCCGGACAACAGGGAAAGGCAGCCCCUGAUUGGUCCAUGUGUAGUGGUGACGUCUAACACAUGCUGCAGGACUUUUCAAAGCCCCGUUCAUUCAGAACGCCGUUAAUUCUGCAGUUGACUCUGCAAAGUCGGCAGAAAUCAUUUAUAUCUGACGUCUUCUGCGUAUAUGCCUACCAUGCCUACCAUUGUACCUUAAGUCAUGGAUAAAACCUCAGGGCACUUAAACUCCUUACUUGGGGAAAAGACUCACUCCUCAGAGAGAUCAAUCCAAUAUUUUUCCUGCAGACCAAAACCAAAGCUGUAAACCUUUAAGUGUGGUAGCAUCAAAAUCCUCAAAGCACAGUUUGUACAGUCGGUCUAUGAGGCUACUUUUAUCCCAAGCAGCAACCCUGCCCAACUGAGGGACAGUGUCAUCUGACCAAUAUCUAUUUCUGCAAACACAGUAAUAUAAAAGGCAUUUUGUCAUGGUCUAUUUCCACGACAAGUUUGAAGUGUUGUGGUAGUCUUACACCAGAGGAUGCUUCGAAAGAGUUUUUGCUCUGGGCACUGUGUCCUAAAUAAAACUAAAAGAGUUGAAAACUGUGUACCAAAUCCUCAGGUUACUAAUGUUUCCAAAAUUGACCUGAAGAGCAGCAACUAAAAGGCUUUAGAUAUCAAAAACACCUUGAUGAGAGCAUCCAGUCUUGGUCUUCUCUUUCUGUCUCUUUCUGGAGCAUUGCUUGUUGUCCUGAGGAGUGCUAUAGUGUUGUGCUGCAAUGUCUUCAGUAGAUGUCUUUCUCUCUUUAUUCUUCUUUGAGUGUCUGUCACUUUAAUACAAACACACACACUCUCUCUCUCACACACAUUAACGCACACACUUGUCUGCAGAUUGUCCACAUCAGUCUGUGUUUCUCCGAAGUCCAUUGGGAAAAGAGACAGCACAGGUGUAGGGAACAGCCUAGGUCAUCUAUCUGCUGGAUUUCCGGAGGCCGGUGUAUGAGGAUGAUAGAGUGAAAAACUAUGAAGUAGUGGUCCAUCAAUCAGGGGAGUAAUCAGUCAGUAGUCAGACCUGUGAUGUGACUAAUACAGAACAGGGGUGUUUCCUGACACUCACUACCUCUCAUUACAGAGCAGACAGCAAACUUUCCCACCACUGGACUGCAGUUAUUUAACAGAGGUGUGUGUGUGUGUGUGUGCGUGCGUGCGUGCGUGCGUGCGUGCGUGCGUGCGUGCGUGCGUGCGUGCGUGCGUGCGCACGUGCAUGCAUGCAUGUGUUUGUAUGUGCACGCCUGUCUGUUUUAACAUGUUUGAGAAAGUGAAGCUAAGUAAGAGCGAGGGCAUGAGACUUGUCUUUGUAUUGCACGAUAAUGGCUGCUGGGCCAUGAAAUCUCCCAAGUGCCACACUGAGCUCCAGGCAGCUUGAUCCAACCUGACAGGCUACAUUUGGUCCAGGAAUGAAGAUGACAAAGAAUCAAGGUCACAUCAUCACAGCCAGAGGAGAUCAACAAUCAAGUGGCUGGAAAGAAAAAAAAACAGGUAAAGGGAGGAAGAAAAAAGAUUUGAGCAAUACUGCCAAUGCCUCUAAUUCCCUGUCUGGUUCCUCUCGUUGACCAGGCAUGUCAGGUGGUCUUUACACGAGUAUCAAUUUGUAAGACACCGUUAAAAUAAACUGUCGUUCUGGUGAUAUUGACACACGGAGACCUAUUUGUCCAUGACUCCACAUCUUUUUUGAAAACGGGUCUGCAGAUGGAUAUCUGGGUAUUUUGUCCUCAUGCCGUAGUUGGUGUAAAUAGAUAAGUCCAGAAAAGACGGUGACCUCAUAGCACCCCUCUUCCUCCCGCCCCCCAACCCACGUUGUCACACACACACAGCAUGUAUGUAUGCACAUUCUCUGUUUUUGGUGCUUUGUGGCAAUUUCACAGUGUCACCUUUAGGCCGGGCAUAUACACUACAGGAUUUUGCAUGGAUUUUGCGUUGUCAUGUAAAUGCACUAAGCCUAUGUACAAUAUGAUGUGUAAACAGCGAUGUUUACACGUUUCGGUGCCGACGCCAAGACAAUACGGGGCCGUCCUCAUGUGAGGAGAGCCUCAAAUACCUCCAAGGUGAUUUGGAAGGGUAGAAAUGUAGGCAAGAAACAUGGAGCAAGGGAUAGGAUUUACUCUAAGAAGAAGAGGCAAAGAAGAGGCGGUUUGUGAAGAGGAAUGAUGAACACUGGGGGCCUGAAUGAGCUGCCAGAGCACAGCGCAGCACAAACGCCACCGCUCCCCUCCCUCAGCUUUGGCUUUCCAGGAUUCUCAUUAAAAUGCAUUAGACACUCUGUGCUGCCCUGUGCCGCCUUUCACCACAUCAUUGGGAUACUUAUCAUCUACAGAGCAAACAGAUAUACUAACCAGCAACACUGGGGGAAGCUUCGGUAUCAGCCUGGAAAGCAGUACUAAGAGAGCAGUGGCUGACAGACAGUUCAGGUGGGGGAGGGAUGGUCUUAAAUUGAUUUUUAUUGAAAAUGAUGAAUGAUGAAGGAAUGAAACGAGUGAAGAAAAAAAAAGUUACAGGUCAGUGGACUUUCUCCCCAAGUCUAAAAAGGAGCAACCACUUUGGAGAAAUUUGUUAAAUUGUGACCCUGAAGGAGCCCGCACAGAAAGCUGCUAGUCUUCUGAUAAAGCUGUUCUGAGUUAUGCCCAGGUAUCUGCAGUUAGUUCCAUUUGAUCUUAGGAAGAGUGGCUGUAAUGAUGCUGCAGUCUCUACCACUGAUAUCAAAUGACUAUUAAGAUGGCAGUAUGCAAGAGCCUAUGGUAAGACAGUCAUGGAAAGGUGUCUCUGGUCCGCAGAGUUAAUAGGAUAUUCAGAUAUCUGGCUGUAGCCGGCAAACACUGGAAUUUCUCUUUAAAACAACGGCAGAAGCUCUUUCAGUUUUAUGGUUUACCAGCUCAUUUUCCUACAUGUUUGCAUUUCCCAGCCUCCUUUUUUCCUCAAACCUCAAGUGAAAAAUGAUCUAGUUGUUUAUAUACAGUUUCUAUAAAGGUCUAAAAGAUCUGUAUUGUGUCAUUGGAUGGGGUUUAAGGCUUUAAAUUCUUUUAUAUACUUAAGUAUGUAUGAAUGUAACGCUGUUUGUGAGUGCUGACAGGCAGCUGAAGAAAAAGUGUUCUACAUGUGGGCGUGCCACCUCAAGGUUUUCCCGGCAGAGAAAUCCAAUAGCAGAGGUUCUGAGGUUCAGAGAGGUUGUGUGUUUUCUUACUUGCCCCCUGGUCUUAAAUGGUGCCCAGACCGAUGUGUGUGUUACAGCGUUGUGCUGCGGUAAGUGUGCACACCUCUGGUUUCUCAUUUUUUUUAAGUGCUGAAAAAAUGAGGUUCAAAACCAGUGCAUAAAUUUCAUCAUAGUGUCAUCAGCCCAACUCCUCACCCUGGCAUUUAUGAAAUCUCUUGUAAUUAUUAGCCUGUUAGGAAAUGAUAGUCAGUACAAAGUCAAAUGUUGAUGUAACUGGGCUAACAGGGGCUGGGAGGGCUGUUGUUACUGGAUCACACAGCUAUUGUGGAUCCAAAUCCUGAAUCCUUUAUUUCAAUGCAGGAAUGCCUAUCAGUAAAUGCAAUUUCGUUGUGCAUAAGUUGCAAUGACAAUAAAGACCACACCAUACUAUUAAGCAGGAGUUUAACUGAAUAAAGCCAUCAUGAGCACUGAUUAUUAGCUUUACAUUUAAAAACCACAAAUAAGGUUAAAGAAGUCAGUCAUUGUUAAACCCAAUUACUCAUGAGUUGACAUUUGCAUUACGGGUUUGUAAGUUCGGUGUCCACACUAGAUGAAUGCAAAGUUUCAAAUUGUGAGAUAAAGGUAUGUUUUCAUAAUCUUAAAAAAAACAGAUGUUAACUGCUCAAAACGAGAGCCUGCGUGAAGACUUCAGACUCACUAGACUCACCCACAGCGGAGUGGGGAAAUGCUGUUCUGACAUCCCCCUCAAGGAAGGUCUAACGGUUAUGAUUAAACAGGAUAGAGGGGGCGGGGCCAAAACAAAGGAAGAGGGGUAUGUCGAAAGAGCUAGGUGAUUGGAUGGAGAGGCGAAGCAGGAGAUUGACCAAUAAGAGCUGUCUGGGAUGGAUGGCUCUCAUUGGUCAAUGUUUUUGCAGCCCUGCACCUGCUAGGGUGAACAGAUUUUUUUCCAUUCUUUUUUUUCUUCACUUUGUGGAGAUCGCAAUAUUGGACCAUAAUCGCCAUAUAUACAAGGUUCAUAAUAAUUACCAUUCUUUCCAGUCGUCAACCAUGCCUUUAAGUGCAUCAUUACAUCCCCAUGAAUCAAUCUUCAACCAGAUGUAGAAGUCUUUAUAAAGGGCUGACUCCUACCCAGGAGCUGGCCCUUACUUAAUCCUCUUAAUCACCAAAUGUCAGUGCCUCUAAAAUUUAGUCCCAAUCGUGAGCUGUCUCUUUUUAUAGAUCUUACACAACAGUUUCCUCAAAAUAAUGUCAUCUAAAUCUCCAUGUAGCUGCUAUCAUGUCACUAGUUUAUUUGAGAUCUGUGGCACCAUGAUGUACAGUUAAAGUAGAGGAGUAAUCCAAUUUACAGCCCAAUGCAAAUGUGAGUUUUAUAAAUACAAGGCAGACAUGUUCUCUGAUUUCCAGUGCAAACCUAAUUUCUUCAGGUAACCUGAUUUCUUCAGAGCUUAUGAUGUUGGUGGCAGAGAACAUGCACCGUUAGAGAAGCAACAGAGGUCAAGAGUCUGAGAGAAGUAUAAAUAGGACAGGAUGAGGCUUCCUAAUGAAAUUUAGCUCAUAAGAGUUAGAAACUCUGAAUGAAGCCAGUCAAGCACCCAGCCAACCCAGAGACAUAUAUUUACAUAAAUUACAUAUUUACAGCCCUCUUCAAGUGAAGGCCCAUUUGAGUUGUUUUUGUCUGCCUGCAAACAACAGAACAAAACACAAAAGCCACAAUUUUAAGAACAUACACCAUUAACAGAGUACAGAUGUGAGGUCUGAGCCUCUCUUGGCCUUUAAAACUUUGGCCAAGGCAUAUCAAAUGUUAAAAAAGACACAUUUUCUAGUAGGGAUGCACAAUAUUUAUCGGACCGAUAAAAUAUCGGCCGAUUUGGGGGGAAAUUACGUCAUUUUUUAUCGGUCCGAUAGGUGCAUUUUUCCGAUAGAAAGAUCCGAUAUAUUAAUGAAAUUACGAGUAACGUUUGCAGGCGGAGUAGCCGCCCGUCCGAGACGCGCUGGUUACGUCAUCUAUCGCGUCUUACUCGCAGGUCCCAAGCCUGACCCUGUCACUACCUGACAGAUAAUAAAAUGUCUUCACCAGCAUGGUCGUUUCUCUCAGUGGCAGAAGAUGACAACAGCAUUGCUAUAUGCAAAACCUGUUCAGCGAGGAUUCCGAGAGGAGGAAAGAAGACGUCAAGUUUUAACACAACGAAUCUGAUAGCUCAUCUGAAAAGUCGCCAUCGCGGUGAGGCGGUAGUAAAAGAAUAUGAGACAGCCGCCGAAGCUGCUAGCGGUACUAAAGCUAAGACAACAACACUACGGAGGAUCGAUGUCCCCAUUCAGCAGGCGUUUAAGAACUGCAAAAGUUUCUCAAGAGACAGCGAAAAGGCUAAAGCCAUUAACGACAAAGUGAUGGAGUUCAUAGCGGUCGACGACCAGCCUUUUUCCGUCGUUGAGAACCCGGGUUUACGUAAGUUAAUAGCACACUUGGAGCCACGUUACACUCUCCCAAGCCGCCGCGUCUUCUCGGAUGUGUCUCUUCCUGCACUCUAUGAUAUUGUCGCCACAUACAUUCACAACCUGAUCGACAAGAACGGACUACACGUGAGUUUUACCACAGACAUAUGGACGUCAGAUGUUAGUCCGGUCAGCAUGCUAAGCCUAACGGCUCAUAAUGGCUCCUUUACAGUUUACAGUUCUGUUGAACAGUUCAGGGGAUCAAAUGAAGUUCUGCUUUUUGCUCUGUUAUUGUUAUUUAUAGCAAAUGACCAUAUUUGAAGAGCCAAAAACUUUUUUUUGUUGUUCUAGAUAGGCCAGAGCAACAAAAAUAUCAGUUUUCAAUCGCUGCAUCCUGCACAAACUGCAGAUUAUAUGAAGAUUAUAAUAAAUGUAAAAAUAUGAAUUUAUCGGUUAUCGGUAUCGGUAUCGGCCAUGAGAAGAAGAAAAUUAUCGGUUAUCGGUAUCGGUUGAAAUUUUUCAUAUCGUGCAUCACUAUUUUCUAGUUUUUGUUCUCAUUUUAAUUUUAAUAUCAGCCACAAACUCUGACACAAAACUCUGAUAAAAUGUUCAACUAACAUCAUACAAAAGAGAGUGAAGUUAAUGUGAGUGAAAGUACAGGUGUGUCAUACUGUCAUGUAUGACUGUGUUGUGGGUGGGACAUGAGAUAAGACAAAGUGGUGCAGAAAAAAAGACCCUGAGGGUAAGGCAUGCACCAGACAGCAGAACCACUUUUCAAUUAGUUCAUUUUAUUGUCCAUCUGUACAGUAAAAGGUUAGAAAGGAAGUCUUCCAAAUAUCAGCCCUGAUAAUUAACCAAGGCUGAUAAGCAGUCUACUUGUACAUUAUGUAAAGUUGAUAUGAAGUUUCUUGAAAUGAGAAAAGAGAUGUUGUUAAAAAAAAAAGUGAGUUUUUUCUUCUCACGUUGGCAGAAUUUGUUACUCAUUCUUAUAUUUAGCCUGUAACACCUUAAAAAAUGACAUAUUUCUGGACUUGUCUUGUGAAUGCAGCUGUAAUGGGCCUCUUUUUUCUAACUAGAUAUUAGAAUGGAACCCUUACGUUUUGUGUUUGAGUUUUGGCAAUGUAUGGACAUUUUGUUAGCAUUGAAACACUGGGCUGCAUUUGGGGAUAUCAUUUCUCCCUCCAGUGGGUCUGCCUCUUUCAGCUUCACUCAGUACUCCAAGUCAGAUCCAGAUUACGCGUGAUACGGUAGAAGUAUUAGAACAAGGAGAAGUGGACAAAGUAUCAGUGAGGUUAUCAGGCAUUUAAGUUCUCCAUCACUACGACAGGUUUCUAUCAGACCGGAGAAAUGAGAGGGAGAAAAAAAAAAAAAACUACACGUUUUUUUGUUGUAGUCCCGUUAAGGCAUCCAGUCAAACAAUUGUACAGGCUUUAACAGAUACUGCUGUCUACAAAUAAAGCCAGCCAGAACCAUAGUUUUAGCCAAUCAGGGAAAGAGAAGGGUGAGAUGUUUUUGCAAUGCAUGGUGCUCAGGGGUACCAGAAUGCCCAUCAAAGUUUAGCUAGAUCACCAGAAAGUGGGGAAAGUUAACGCGGUUGGGCGAUACACACACACACACACACACACACACACACACACACACACACACACACACACAGGUUGAUGGUGGAGUAAUAUGAUUUAGAGUAGAAAACAUUUUCAGUCCUCAGAUGAUUUUUAGCCUUAAUCCCUGGGUUAGUUAACAGCAUUUACCCUGAGACAGUGAGUAUGGACAUGAGAUCAUUCCUCAAUGUUGGCAGAGCUCAGGAGACAGAUCUCAUCUCACAUUUGAUUAUUUUUGGAACUGCUCUGACCUUUUCCUAAUUUAAACAUUUUUAUUCCCUGGCUGUUUGUCAGCACCGCUGACAAGAUACAAAGUAAGUUAUCUUCAAGGUCAGUUUAAACACACACAUACGUGUGUUUGUGCACACACUCACAGGGUCCAGAACAGUCACACUGUGUUUAAAGUCUCCUUCAGUCUGAUUUUAACCUGCAUGUUUUUAAACAAACCUGACCAGCAGCAGAAAACAGCUCCCUGUGUCCAGGUCUCUGUUAAGAGCCCGUUAAAUGCGAUGAUGCAAAUGAGGGUGUUUAGUGCGUGCUGCGGUGUCUGCAGUGGCUUUGACAUUUCAAGCUUUCGGUUGCUGGGCUUGGGCAAAUUGCGGAGGGCAUUGGUAUGUGUCCCUGUGGGAUCCAGUGUGCAGUGAGAGGAUUUAAGCAGCACUGCUGGCACUGUUAGCCUCACGCUGCCCUUGUCCUUGUGGAGUGAAGGAGCAUGCAGGAUGCAGGCUAACGUUAGUCUCACUGACAGUUUCCUCUUCACACUUCAUUUCACUUUAUUCUGGGUGCUGUGUCAGCAGCAAGGUGAUGUGCCAGUGUUCAGUGUCUGUGCUGCUUUGAUUUACAGCCUCUCUCCCUGACAUUUUGUCAUGAAACAUAACAUCAGCCUGUUUACCAGCGUGACACGCUGCAAAUGAUUUCUGAAAAUGUGAGGACAAAUCUUUUCUUAGUAAUCUUCAUCAGCUGCUCUUUUUUUCUAUGAUUAAAGUACAUGCAUUUGCUUUUAAACAAGAUUCACCUCAAUUUUCUUCAUCUUGAUCAUGUCCGCUAAAGGACUUGUGAUUUUAUCAUAGUUGGACAUUUUCAAACAAAUGCAUCAUUCACAGGAUGCCUAGUUUGUCCAGAUCCACGAUCCUCUGUAUGGUUUUGCUCACAAUCUACAAAGUUGAUCUUGCGUAUUACCAAAAACAAAACAAAAAAAACACAAAAAAAAAAAAAACAGGUCCAUGCAGAUUUUAAAUCUCUAUGACGUGAAGGAAAACUUCUGGAGAGAUGCAGAAGAGUAGCAGUCAAAUCAAGGAGGAUUACUUGAAGGUGAAGCUAGCGUGUUUGUUCACAAGUCCUGCCAUUGAUUCACUUAGUGGCAAAAUUAAUAGUCUUUGGGUGGGAGACAAAGCAUUUCAUCGUACAAAAGUUAAACCAUGCAAUUAGAAAAGAUAAUGCAGUGUAAAGCAAAGAAACCUGUUUUCUUUAACUUUGAGAUGACCAUGUAUUCACAUUUUGUAUUCAUUCCAUUUAAACAAAAUACAUUCGGUCUGUUUAUGUGAAAUUAAUCCACUCUGUUAGUUAGCAAUAUCAGUCAAACAUACAUGUUUUUAGAGGUCCAGUUCAGUCAGACUAAGGCAGUGAAUCGUUUCUUUAAACAGCAUGUAGACCUUCUGUUUCCUUGGCUGGGCUCCUUAAUGGUGAAUGACUGCAUUACUUUGGUUUAGCAGUUAUGCGCUCAGCCUGUAGCACAGACUGCUCUGUUUUUAGCUCUUCUGUACUUUGGGUUCAAGUGUUUCUCAUCUUCCUUUUCACAAAUAUCUCAGGUUCGAUGAGAGGAGUUGGCCAGCCAAUAGGCUCAGUAACAUCAUGGUUUUUCCAUCCUUGAUGAUUUUAUAUUAGGUAGGAAUUUUGGCAUUGUAGGCAGGUGUCCUGCUGGAAAAGCAUCUCCUUGACUUGAUCAGAUGCAGUGAGCCAACACUACCAGCCCCAUACAGCCAUAACCGUUAGACCUUCCUGGAGGGGGAUGUCAGUGAAUUACCCAUUACUGUGACUCUGCUCACAGAACUAAACAGGGAGAGAGAUGGUAUCUCUUCUGUUUGAACAGUGAUUUUAUCAAACUCACAAUGAAAUGUUAUAAUAUUUUUAAGCUGCAGGCCACAGCUGUCAAAACUCAAUAACUACAUUGCUUUAUGCGUAAUGCAACUAGAAUUCAAUAUUGACCUGCUGAAAUAAAAGAUGGAAAUAUGAAACUGUUUCAGGACAUCCUAAUUUGUUGAGAUGCACAUGUUGGAGCAGAAUGAAACAAACACAAAAUCAAAGAGUUCAUUGACAUAUCUGCCACAGGUCUUGUCUUGUGUUCAGUCUUGUUUGUGUCUUCUCUCAUAAGUAUUUUGCAGUGCAGUAUCAUUGUUCACAGAGUCGCCUGUUUUGGGUGAGUUAAAUCUGAUUCAGAUUACUUCCUGCCGGAGGGCCAGCUUCAAAGAGAGGCUACCUUAAAUCCCAUUUCCUCACAAGCUCAGACAAACCAUUCCUCUCCCUGCGCUCAGCUGAGUGCAGUUGCAUGCUGAACUCGAAGCACACUUAAUGUUGCUGUCAAGCAAUUAAUUUACACGAAACAUUAGCAGCAAAGUAAGUAAGUUAGUCCUCAGAUGGGUGUUUAGCAUACUAGUUGUCUUGUGUUUGCAGGCAGCUGCUGGCCGUUAAGCGUUGGUUGAUUUAGAGUCCCUCAAUGACUCACUUGUUCUCUCAGUAUGCAGAUGAGUUGAGAGCAAUACUCUUGUUCUUUUCUCGGCGCCUUUUCACAGCGUAAUUUGUCUUGACAUAUCUAGGGAGGGUGACAGGAGAUGUAAGGUUAGGAAAAUGUCUCAUUUGCUCUCCGAGGUAAACAACCACUAUUCCCAAAGGUGAGAGCUGAAACCUGCUCUGAUCUAUCACUGGAUUGUAGUGCUUGCAUAAAGAGCACUGCAGUAUUAUAAGCCUGAUUAUUGAUCUGUUCAUUAUAUCAUUGUGUUUUUGUUCUGCUGGUAAUGAAGUCUUCAGAUUUCUGUUUUGUCGUGACGUUUGCCUUGUAAUUAGUUUUUUAUUAUAUUGAUGAUUUGUUUUCCUCUCCUCCCUCCACCCCUCCCACUUUCUCUCCUCCUCCUUGUUUACAGAAUUUCCGGGUGGUGGAUGUCUCGUCGCCUCCGUGUGAGGUCGGGGGCCAGUUGGAGUCAGGAGGUGGGUCCUGGGCAGCAGCAGUGAUGCGUGCAUCUGUGGCAGGCUGCAGGAUGAGUGUGGGUGCGCUCCUGAAUGGGCUGCUGGUCUCUGUUGUCGCAGCGCUCCUGUGGAAAUACUCCAAGCUGAGUGAGCAUGCUGCCCUGCUGGAGGAGGAGCUGCACAUGACACGGCAGUCUCAGGAGCUCUCCCAGGCCCGGAUUGACUACCAUGUCGCCCUGCAGGCUCUUCAGGAACAUGGCACCCGCAUGGUAUGCACUGGGAAGAUGCACACUGACCGCAUCUGCCGCUUUGACUACCUCUGCUACAGCUCAGAGGCAGAGGAGUUUGUGUUCUUCCACUCUAACUCCUCCGUCAUGUUGCCUAACCUGGGUUCAAGGCGCUUCCAGCCGGCCCUGCUGGACUUGUCCUCGGUUGAGGACCACAACACCCAGUACUUCAACUUCCUAGAGCUCCCUGCUGCUACUCUAAAGUUUAUGUCUAAGCCCGUGUUUGUACCAGAUGUAACUCUGAUACUAAACCGGUUUAAUCCAGACAACCUGAUGCAUGUGUUCCAUGACGACCUGCUCCCAGCCUACUACACGAUGAAACAGUACUCAGACUUGGACGAUGAGGCUCGUUUGGUGUUUAUGGAGGGCUGGAGUGAAGGCCCACACUUUGACCUCUACAGACUCCUCAGCAGUAAGCAGCCACUCCUCAAAGAACAGCUGAGGAACUUUGGAAAGCUCAUGUGUUUCACUAAGUCUUAUGUCGGUUUGUCCAAAAUGACCACAUGGUACCAGUACGGUUUUGUCCAGCCACAGGGUCCUAAAGCUAACAUGCUGGUGUCAGGUAAUGAGAUUCGUCAAUUUGCCAGGGCUCUGAUGGAGAAAAUGAACAUCACAAGUGUGGAGGAGGUUGAGAAAGAAGGAGGUAGCUCUGAAGACGAGAAAGAGAAAAAGGAUGAAUACAUUGUGGUGUUUAGUCGCUCUACCACCAGGCUGAUCCUGAACGAAGCAGAGCUGAUCAUGGUGCUGGCUCAGGAGUUCCAGAUGAGAGUGGUCACUGUGUCUUUAGAGGAUCAGUCUUUCCCUAGUAUAAUCCAGGUCAUCAGUGGUGCUUCCAUGUUGGUCAGCAUGCAUGGGGCUCAGCUCAUCACCUCACUCUUCCUCCCCAGACGAGCUACUGUGGUGGAGCUCUUCCCCUUUGCUGUAAACCCAGAGCAGUACACGCCCUAUAAAACCUUGGCCUCUCUGCCAGGUAUGGACCUUCAUUACAUCUCUUGGAGAAACACCAAUGAAGAGAACACUGUCACCCACCCAGACAGACCCUGGGAACAAGGAGGGAUUACACACUUGGAGAAAGAGGAGCAGGAGCGAAUCCUCGCCAGCAAAGAUGUCCCAAGGCACCUGUGCUGCCGCAACCCAGAGUGGCUCUUCCGGAUCUACCAGGACACGUUGGUGGACAUCCCAUCUGUCUUGGAAGUCCUCAAAGAGGGAAUGAAGUCAAAGCCCAGCAUGAAAAAGUCAAAGCCAGCAAGCUUAGUCCACCCAGGCCGGGUCAGAGAACCACAGUGUCAGACUUCAGUACAAACAACCAACGAGGCUAAACUCACCGUCUCAUGGCAGAUCCCCUGGAAUUUGAAAUACUUGAAGGUGAGGGAGGUGAAGUAUGAAGUGUGGAUCCAGGAGCAGGGAGAGAACACCUAUAUGCCUUAUAUCCUUCCCCAACAGAACUACACUUUCUCAGAGAACAUUAAGCCCUUCACCACCUACCUGGUGUGGGUUAGGUGUAUCUUCAACAAGAACCUCCUGGGACCUUUUGCAGAUGUUCUCAUGUGCAGGACCUAGUGCAAACAUCUGCUUGUCUGUUGGUUUCUGUGCAGUUUUACACAGAACUUGAAUCAUGCCUGAUCCAGUUGGUCAAAGUGGAGAUCCGUAUGGUUACAGUUUUUUCCCGAGGAGUCAGAAGGCAUAUCUCCACAGCUGUUGGACCCUGAUGAAGAGAUGUUUGUUCGGCCAUCAAAGGAAACAGACUUAUGGAUUAACUGAAAAAAAAAAAAAAAAAAAAUUUGAAGCACAGGGUCUGAACUUUAUAACAACAACCAUGAAUGAAUAGAGAGACUAUUUCCUGUUCCUAUGAAAGACAGAAAGAGCUAAACUGUGUCUCUAGCAGACUUCAGAUCUACAGAGUUAUUUAUGUGCAGAAUAAUAUAUGCUGUUUUUUAGUAUUAGUCCAAACACUGGUUCUUUACCUUUUACAGUAUGCAAUAGAGCUUCUCUGUGGAGAGCAAGAGAGAUUUUAGAAUAUAGAGAUUUUUUAUGUUUUUGACUUGUCUCCUGUCUGCUGUGUGGCUGAUAUCUGUGCGGCUCAGUUCAACGACCAUUUAUCUCAUUACCUUCACCUUCUCUGCAAAACCAAAACCAAAGCAAUUUUUUUCCACCUGAUUUCAGCCAAACAUUAUUCAUGCCAUUAUGCUCUCAUGUUACAGAUUUCUGCUUCCUCUACUGCUACUGAGAACUUACAGGUUUUGUAAGGAAAAAAAAGUCAAGUAAGAGUUUUAUGAAUGCCAUAGUUAUUAACAUUAGAGGAAAGUACUUCAGGCACUUUGAAGAGUUUUAAUACUAAUGUCUCUCGAGUAAACACGAUUGCUUAUUUCAUUGAACAGUAGGUUAAUUGCAGGUUUUCCAUGAGUCAUUCUGAAAUGUGUAUAUUCAGAGUCCUGGUAAAGUUUGGCAGUGAGAAGUAAAGCAAGGGACACACUCAAAGAUAAUUGUGCUGGUUUUGGCCCUGAUCCUCCCCUUCCAACUAAAAUCAGAUUAACAGAUGGUUUUUAAGAUUAUCUUGACAGAUCAUCCGGUGCCGUGUGGUGAUCUACACAGAGGACAUAAUCAAUAUUUGUGAUUAGAAAUUCUUAUGUGGGGAAGAGCAUGCACUGUUGAUUAUCAUUGAGUAACCGUAAGCUUCCACAGUCCACCAUGUUUGUUCACUUUUAAGUCACGUUUGACCACAACAGAUUUCACAAGGUAUCCAGUUCAGAGGGCUGGUUCAUUGUUGCACACCACACACACAUCAGAAGCAAAACUGUCAGGAUUAGCAAAAAGAUGGACAGUUGAGUUGAAGUUUAGCUUUAAACAUAAAGACUACAACCAGGGCUGUCUUAGGUGAAAGAGGAAACAGGUCAGGUGUCAAACAGUUUGCGUGUUUGUAUUAGUCAGACAAUAGAGAUACCAACACACACAUCAUUAGAUGGGGUUUGUUGCCACCUGUCAUAAGCUGACUGAGUUGUCUGCUAUGAAUUAGGGUCCUCAUCACUCUACGUAGAGUACAAAGAUGUCUUGAACAUCUAGAAUUUAAAAGAAAGAUUAGUAUUUCAUUUAUUUGCUUCUGAAUGAAAGUCACAAAUCUUAAUUACCACGGGGAGAUGGGGCUCAUGGGAAGUGCAGUUUUCAUCCCAGAAAAACUAGACUGUGUGUGUCCAAAGGUUCAGCAGAAUCACCCUAACAUGAAAACUACUCACAGUGUCUUUAAUGAGCCAUUUGAAAGAAGUGUUUUCCAGCAGCUGCAGUAUUUAACACUCAUUUUCCUGCCAAAAUCAACGGUUUUUGUCUAAUUGGUACUAAUUACAUCUGUAAUGAUGAUGAUUUUCUGUAGAGAGGGAGUCUGUUACAUUAGGCUUUAAUUAGUGUGAAGCUGCUCUCAGUAUGCUGCUGGACAGUUGGUUUUUAAUGACUUGUGUAAAACAGUUUUAUUAAGAUCAAGUCUGUUGCCACACAGUUUUACUGCCUUGUUUUCAGCUCUGUUUAUCAGAAUAAGGUCCGUAUACAACAUUUUGAUUUCUGGAUAGAGGGAGAGUCUUUUUCAGUUGAAAGGAUGGUCAUCUAUGCAGGCCUGUGCCCUUCAAAGUCACUGAUCUAUUGGAAAAAAAAUUCCAUGAUCUAGUUGAAGGAAAAAAGUCUCAAAAGCGACCAAAUCUUUGAAAGAGGGUAGUCAGGUGGUAAUAGAUGCAUGUGAUGAGCCUGACAUGGAUGUGAGAGAGGAGGCUGUUACCAGACUGAGGAUUUAGAGCAGUCUAAUACCAUUUUGUGUUGUGGAGUUACGGAUAAGCUAAGUUUGAAGUUUGAAAAGACCUUAUGAUGGUUGUAUUUGCUGCUCCUGGUUGAUAAAACAUCUGUUAUAUGCAGUGACACCAUGACACUUUACAGCCAGCCUGCAGACAUUAGUGAAUCACGUAGGUAGUUCAAAGCUGCAUGCAGGGCGGAGGCCUAAAAUAAAUUCUAUGUUCUUUGGUGGAGCAAAGCUGAGGGCAGUUGAUGUGAAACGUCUCUGAUUUCAAGUUUCAGUCCCAUUGCUUGAUUUUUGGAUAGAUUUGAAAUUAAGCAUUGGUGUUUUCAGCCAUACUAAAACACUUGUUCUACAAAGUUUCAUUCCUCACUGAUGUAACACAGUGUUAACAACGUUGUGUAUGGCAUUCCUCUAUAACCCUGACAUUGAAAUGUUGUCUGAUGCUCCAAAAGCUAUACAUUAAAAUGAUAAAUGUGUAGCACAUAUUGUAGAGUAAAUGGGUGGACAUGCAAAUUCAAGUCUUGUCUUGUCUCACCCUGAAGGCAUUUUGAAUGCCUGAACCACCUGCUUACCCUAAAAUAUCCCAAUUAUCACCCAGAUGCCAAAUAAAAACUAACUCAGGUUAACAUCAAAUAUUUAUCCAGAGAUGAGUGUAAUUGAUUUAAAAAUAGGGGUGCACAAUAUUAGAUUUUUGCAGAUUCCAGAUGCCGAUACUUUCAAACUGAUAUUGGUUGAAACCAAUAUUGAUAUCAACAUGUAGAGAAUGUAGUUCCUCCUGUCACAGAAUUACCCAUUACUCUUGUCACGACAGACUUCUUGUUUUACUAACAGACAAACACAGCAGAAGGUAUCUGAUUCUACCAAGAACUAAAUGUAAAUUAAGUAAAUUUUUUAAAAAUCAAGACAUUCAUCAAUGCCUCUUUUUUACAGCUGUCAUCGUGUGCAUGUUAUCAGUGCAUCAGUUCUUUGGCCGAUUAUUACAUCCGCAGAAAUGUUUAUGUCAGCCAAUACCGUUAUCACGACAAUAAUAUUGUGCAUCCCUAUUUCACAGUAAUUGAUUUGUACCACUGAAAUGAAAAACCCAUCAAUCCUCCGGUCAGUGUUUCUUAUCAGGCUCCUUGUGGCAUAUAUUAACAUUAAAUAACAUUUUAAUUCAUGGUCAAGUGAAAACAUUAUCCCGCUUAUUGUAUAAAUGACACAAACUGAACAUUUCCAUUAAAGGUAAGAUUAGCCGAGGUGAACAAGAUUUCUGCAGAAAUGUUAUUUUGUCCUCUUUUUCCUUAUAAAGCUCUCCUUUUCUGAGCUUUGCAGUUGAACACCUUUAAACGUAAGUGAGGUAAAUACCACAUCUGCUGCUUAUAUCACUGCUGUUUACAUCUAAACCACUGUAUAGCAAUCAGGAAUGCUGAGACACUCUCACCAGCUCUGCUGUCCUUGCAUGGAUUGCAGGACAGGAUGUUAUUCAUUUCCCCUAUCAAGAAAUGGUUGCAAGUAAAGCUGCUCUGACAUUUGUGCCCACUAGUCAUCAUUUCCCUACUCUAAACACUGAUGUUUCUGUCACACAGUCAACAGAAUCUAGUGGAUCAGACAGUCUCGUAGAAGGGAGAAACCCAGUUGAUUAGACACCCCAAAAAGAAAUCUUUGACCUGCAGCAACCUUAAAUUCAGAGCUGUUACAGUCUGUGUCGCCUCAUUUGUUGCGAAGCGUUUGUAGCAAGACAGUGAAUAUUAUUUUUGGACACCUGAACUCGUGGUGUCAGUGUUUGAUGGGAUAGAUGUAUCAGGAGAUGGUUCAGGGGAUGGUGGGGGUUAAAAAAAAACUGCCACCUGCUGUGUGAGGGCACUGUUUAGACUAUCCAUCUUUGGCUUUAUGAGCAUCUCCAAAACCUUUGUGUACCUUUGUAUUAUCCUCAACACAUAGAUGAUUUCACCAUUUUUCAUUUUGCCAAGCAUCCCUUUCUCAUGUCACACACACCCCCCCCCCCAAAAAAAAAAAAAAAAAAAAGUUCUCAAAUGCAGUUCUGUUUGUCGAUGCAUGUUCAAGAGAUUCUUUCAAACCAUUGUUGUGUAUGGAGGAUGUGAGGGUUUAGAUAAGUACAUGUUUGUAUUGUUGGUUUAGAUAUCUGGAAAGUGUCACAUUGUAUGUGCUGAGUGAAAUGAGUGUCUGUUUUCUACGUUAGCUGAUAGUUUGAGUUUCUUUUACAGUACCUGUGAUUGAAUAAAGAAGCUUGUUUCUUACAGUU